AUAACUUUAACAUGUUAUGUGAUGAGAAGCAAACCAGAACCUGAGUUCUAUGUUUGGUAUAAAGAUCAGACAGCUAUUGGUCAGGAGCAGACACAUGUUGUUGAACAAAUCAUGCCUGAAGACCGAGGCUACUACACAUGUAGGGCCACUAACACUGUAGGUGAAGGACAAUCACAGCCAUUUGAAAUUGACGUUAAAUAUAGCCCAGUGAAGACAACUAUUUCCAUCAGUGAACAUGGUAAUAAUGUGAAAGUUGGCAAACCCCUCACAUUCACAUGUAGGGCUGAGGCCAAUCCUGCCCCAGUGACAUACUUCUGGCACCGUUACAACCAAAAUAAACCGACUGACUCCCCACAGUGGACGUACAAGACUAAUGAAGAAAGUCUACAUUUGCAGAGGUUAGAAAGAGCAGAUGAAUCAUGUUACAAGUGCAACGCAACCAACGCCAUUGGUACAGGGGAGGAUAGUGAGCCUGUGUGCAUACAAGUACAUUAUCCUCCUACCGAACCUAUGCUGUCUUUGGAUGCUGAGGUCAUCGAAGAUCAGCUUAUCACGAUCAGCUGCACCGUUGAAAGCUUCCCACAGUCACGUCUGACUUUGACAAGGACUUCUAUAUCAAAUUCUCAGGCUUCAGAAUGGCAUUCCCCUCAACAUGAUUAUUAUGAGGAUCAUAACACUUUACAUCUAAAGUUUAAUGUAACUUUAACCGACACAGGCCUUUACACCUGCAACGCAGAGAAUGAUGAAGGUUUAAGCAAAAGCUUACAAAGGAAGAUGGUGGUGAAAUAUCGUCCCAGAGAUGUGACAGUACAAGCUAAGCCUGGUCUUGUCGUGAGUGAAACCACGCAGUUGAUACUGAACUGCAGUGCCCGGGCCGAGCCACCAGUGACGUCUGUUACCUGGAUGAAGGUGACUGAUGGGAAGAGUGAAAUCAUCAAAAAUUGGAACGGCACUAUAAAGUCUGUCAGUCCUUCUGACAGUGGACUGUACAGCUGUGAAGCCAGUAAUAUAAUUGGAACUGGAAAAUCUCAGCAAGCCGAGGUUAAAGUCAAGUAUGCUCCAAAACACAUAAAGAUUAUAAGAACAGCAGAGCAGUAUUCUGAUGGGAAAAGCUUUGUGUGCUGA
Molecule: messenger RNA, 1125 nt
Organism: Micropterus salmoides (largemouth bass)
Lineage: Eukaryota; Metazoa; Chordata; Actinopteri; Centrarchiformes; Centrarchidae
Product: B-cell receptor CD22-like
Exons: 5
Coding region: 22-1125 (367 amino acids)
Source: RefSeq, a predicted model, not a curated record